UUUAAUCGGUUUAAUGGGCUAUGAUAAUUAACUAUCGAUAAUGUAACCUUGCCUUUGUGAUUAACGUAUUAAUAUUGUAAUUAGAAACUAAAAUCGAUAGGAUUAUAAAUACAUGGAAAGCCUAUUCUAUUUAACCCUUUAACCCAUUAACCCUUUAUAAGAUCAUGUAAUUUGAAAAGUCAUUCCUACACCUAAAUAAUACAUCUUUGCUUUUGAAAUUGUAUUUCGUUUUUGUAUUGCAAAUUCAAUUUAAUUUAAAUUUAUCGCAUGUUGAUCUAAGUUUUUCUUUUCUUUUAAUUGACGUACAUACGUAUAGUGAUAUAUGUUCUUUAAUAAUUGCUUAUAAAUGAACCUAACAGCGAUUCUCUCAAACAUGACAAUUAAAUGACGUAAAUAAAUUUGAUAAUCAGUAGUUUAUAUCCUUUGGAAUGUCUUCCCGUUGCAAAAAUGAUUAGGAUCUUUGUAAUGCCCAUUUGACAAACGGAUACGCAUAUCGUAAUAUCAAAUCGCGUUUCGAUGGCGGCUCGACUCAAGACAAUUUAUUCCGGGAACAAUAUCUCGUUGAAUUUUAAAUGGCCGGCGUUAUCGAAACUAGUUCACAUAGUGCGAAAAAUGCAACUGAUCUAUCUGGUUUUGUUGCGUUCGCGCCGCAUAAAUAGAGAAAUGCCGGAGCUGUGAGCAAUAAAACAGUUGACGGGUUAAUUACAUUAGCUUUCAGAUUCUUUGAUAUAUUCGUAGGAUCUUUAAAAAAAAGCAUGCAUAGCUUAUAUAAUUGAUUCUAAGCGGAAAAUAUAGGGACCGUGACUAUUUCAAUAUUUCAAUAACGAAGAAUUAUUAAGUCAACUAUACAGAGAUGAAUAAAAGCAUUCUACUAAGUUUCAAUCCUAUAUUAAAUCCUACAUUGAAGUUUUUAAAACAUUAAAACAGUUUGUCUAUGGUUUCUAUGUACCGUAUGGUUUCUACAACUGAAACCAGGGUGAAACUGGAGCACAGGAUAUUCUAGAUAUCUGUAAAAUUUGAAAGCAUUCUAAAAAGAAGCGACUGAAAGGAAUACACACGUAUCUCAUUGAACAAAAUGUAAGUUCUACAGGAACGAUCUCUGUUGCAUUUCAUUAUGGACAUUUCAAAUCCACCGAAUAUUUUAGAAGUUGUUACGUUUUGGUUUUCCGUUAUCGUAACAUAUAUCUGGUUAUGGAUGAGGCGCAGGUUACACCAAGCAACCUUAUCUCAUCAGUUUGAGCUUUUGCUAAGUAACUUCCUUGCUAUACGACAGAUACGCAAGACGCUAGCCUUUCGUACUAGCAGAUAUACAUAGAUAGUAUAUGGUUGCAGACGAUGAAAGUUGUCCGGUGUAGAUUGCGGAAUAACGUUGAUUGAGAAGUUUACGAUAAGAAUUAAUGGGAUAUCACUCAUAUAAUACACCUCGUACACCGUUUCCUUUAGCUCUGUGUAUUUCGUAAUUAUCCUAUUAGUCAUUCUUAGUGCUCUGUUUAUUUUGAAAUUAUUCAUUUAUAAUUUAAACGAUAAUUUUUUACAAUAUUGUUUUCAUAGUUCUAUUUUACCAUAAUAUCACAAAUAAUACUAUCGUUAAAGUACAGAAGAAUUUGUUAGUGAAUUGAUAAUUUGUAAAGGUAUUCUAAUAAUAUUAGGUAAAUUCCGCAAGAAGGUACAGAUACUAUUGCUUUUAUUUUAAAAAAUCCUUUGCGUAUCCGGCAAUUAUUUUCUCAUUUCGUCUAAUCAACAAAAAGUUAUGCGUGCGUCGUUGAAAAGUGGCUUAACUGCGGAUUUUAUGCGAAUUCUCGAUGUUGAAUUCGCCAAUGUCAGUAAUCGGAUCUCGUUAGCGAAGAAUCAGUGUGCGCGAUGGUAUUCGACAUCGAUUAACAUUGCCGUUAAGGUAAGCUUUCGUUUGAGAGGUAGCUUCGAUCGAUCGAUGAACAUUCGCGCCGCUGAUCCACGACUUCCCUUCUGUGAUCGCCGCUCAAUGAUUUACGAGACCCGAGGCAGAUUAAUUGCUGCACACUUUUAACGAGGCCCGGUGUUUCUCAUCCGAUGAUUAUCCGUGUUUUAUCGUACUGCUGUCUAACUAUUGCGCCUUGCCAUUGUGCAACGAGCCUUUUGUAGGUGAAAGACUUUUUUCCCCUUUUGUCGACUUUUUUAAAAAUCUUUUAUUGUUGUAAAUUUAAUCACCAAACCAAUUUGAUAAUUAUGUGAUUAAUCAGAUUUGAGUUCACGUUAAUUUUGGUAACUAUUGAAGUAUAUAAUCUUUCUUUGACAAAUUUUUAAAAUAUUCCAGCAAAAAUAACGAGUAUGCGUGUUAAAACAUAUACAUUAUCGAUAUCGCAAUUAAUUCGAAUUUAUAUGUUUUCAAUUGAACAACUAUUUCCAUCGUAAUUAAGCGAGUUCAAUUUGCUUAAUUCAAUAAGCAUCCGUAUUACUUUACCAUUUCCAUACGUAAGUAAGGAUAAAAGCAGUUAACCGCCACCUGACUGGGAGACAUCAUAAAUUUACCGCCGAUAAACCUACUGAAAUCCUAUAAUACCCGUAUCAUCGCGCAGGUAUCCCAUGCGAUAGCAAAAGCAGUAAACGGCGUAAAAUGUGAGAAUACUUAGCUUAUCGGACUUAUGAAUUUAAUUGUAAUUCUUUUAAUCAUCGGAAAUUUUAUGCGGAUAAAAAUUUCGUAUAUUCUACAUCAAAACGAUUUAUUCUCUCAUUAUAUCAAUUCAUUCUUUAUUCUUUCUCAUAAUUUCCUCCUACCUCGAUCAAUUAUCUUCUUCUUUAUCUCCUCUUUCCUUUUGUCAUUUUUAUCCUCUCCUUUUCCGUUCGACAUUCUACCGUUCCGUCCUCUGCUUGCUUCCCCCCAAGAUCUUUAUCCAAUUUCUUUUCUUUUCUCUCUUUCAGUCUCCUUUUUUUCAUUUAACAUUAUCGUUUCCUUUUUUUCUUUCCUGUUUCUUUUUCGUAUGUUUACAAUUUCUUUAACUUUCUCUUCAUCCCCUUCCACCAUUAUUUCUUUCAGUUCUUUCUUUUUCUCUCUCUCUCUCUACUGUCCCUCACCUGAAGUCCUCUGUACGCACCUCCUUUCUCUCCUCUCGAGUCUACAAGCCGGGUAAGCACGCUCUCGUUUUCUCGCAUGCACGCGUACGGUGAAUGUGUUCUCGUAUCGUCCCUAUCCAGCAACUUCGUUAAGAGGACUCGAGUCGUCCUGCCGCUCCUCGUGAAAAUCCCGGUCCGACUCGUCGAGGACAGGUUGAUGCAACGAUGUGCAUACCUUUUCCCUGCCAUGGAAAACAACGAUCCGCUCUUACCUGGGUGUAAAGUGGUCUGGGUAUUUAUGAAUGUUUAAGAACGUGGAAUAAUGGGCCUGUAAAAUGUAAAAACACAGGCUUGCAUAUCGCAUACGCUAGCGUCGAGCAGAAUAUCGUCCAAGGAAUAUUUUAUUCCGUGUACUUCGAAAGUAUUCGAUGUCAUAUAAAUCGAACGUUACGAUCUGGAAAGAUUAGCUACAAGCACAAGGCUUCGAAAACACUAACGUAGGAUUGAUGGUGAUCGAUGGUGAUUCUACGUGCACAGAUAAAGUUGAACAGGAAGAAUCUAGUUCUUUUAGAAAAUCCAGUUUGAAAUAGAUGUCAUUGGAUCCUUAGCCAUGUUGAAUUUAUUCUAUCAACAGUUUAGCUAAGUGCAUACAAAAUAUUAUGUAAUAUUCUUGGUGUUAAAAAUAUUUGUUGUAUUAGUAUCUUAUAUUGAUAAAACAAAGAUAUACACUAAUAUCCUUUAUGCCAACCGGGAUUCACUUAUGUAUGACAUCUCCUUUUGAGUAAAACUGGUAAUAAAGUUAAUGGUUUGAACUGCAUGUCUCGUAGAAUCGCGAGAUAGAAUUGAAAGAUGUAAAGCAUAAAGCCGUCAUGAUGUCUCCUAAAUUGGAGCGCUGUCCUUUAAACAAAGCGGUUACCGAAUAUUGUUGAAAAGGAUAGCAAGUAGAUGUUGUCUAGACAACGAUUUAUGGCGGAGCAUCGUUUUUACGAUUAUACGUCAGGAUACUUUCGUAUCGUAGAAGACUAUUUCAAAGGAGCCGAGAAUUUAUGUUUCCUCCAUUUUGGAGGCAACGUAAUUAAUAAAAAUAUAUUUUACACUUUUCCCAAAACAUUUACCAAAACCAAUGUCUAAUCGCAAUCCGAAUGAGCGUAUUAUACAUAUACAUAUCUGAAAUGCGCAUGUAAUUACGAGUCUAACAGGAAUUAAAUUGCGAUGUUAAUGCUUUCCCGUCCGCUUGUAUCAAUUCUUGGCCUUCUUCUUUCUCACUCUCCACUUAGAUAUUCGUAGCCGGCAAACGUGUAUCGUAGAAUUUCAGUGAGUUUAUCGGCAGUGAAGUUACGAUAAUGUUUCCUGGUCAGGUGGAAGCAGGCUGCUUUGCGCUUCUCUACAAGGCCAACAGCAAUAGUAAAGUAAUGAAAUUAUGUUUUACAUUUUAUGUCAAUUUUUUUUAUACAUUUGUCUUAACCAGAUUACAUAAAAACAUACAUUUCAUUAUUAUAUGAAUUAUUACAUAGCUCGAUAAAACGAUCAUUAUAUAUAGCUUAAUGAAACAUGAUUUUAUGGUAUUUACAGUUUCGUCCAGAUUGCUCUUAAAUUUACUAUCUAAAAUACAGGUAAAGAUGUUGACGCGUUUUAUUUGUUAAAAGUUGUACAUAAAUAUAUUUUCUUAAUACGAUUCCUAGUUCUUUGUAUAAAUUCAAUUUAUCUUAAAAAGAUUAAGAAAACUCGAUGAAUAAAUUAGUAAAGAUUAAUCCUCUAUGCAACUUGCAAGUUAUAUACCAUUUAUUUGUUUAUCAUUAUACCAAUUAAUACUCCGUAACUUUUAGAUCACAAUGACAAGCCACGAUCUUUGUCAUAAUGAAACAAAAUUCUGUUCGUAGACCGGUAAAUGUUUAUCGAAAAAGCACGUCAAUAACAAAAUGAUUAUACGACUAAUUAUGACAAUAAAUCAUCCUCGUUGACAUAAAAUUUUCGCUUGGUGAAGUUAACGAACGUAUCUCUAGGCGACGAUUGAAGAUACGACGUCCUCGCGGUCCUAAAGAUCUGUACCUAAUUAUCAUCGCGAGCCGAGGAUUCUUGAAACUUCACAGAUUUCCUUUUCCUCUUUUCAAUGGCCGUUAGCCACGGAACGUCGUGUGCGCUUUUAAUAUUAGAUCAACGAUCUUUUACGAUCAUUAUAGCCAGCGUGGUACCAUCCAGCUGCGCAGGAUCAACGAUCAGCCGACGAAGACCAACUCAUUCAGCAACAAAUGUAGCGGUGCUUGCACUACCGCCGGUCAUGUCUUGUUCAACACGCCAGCGAGAUACUUUAUUGCUGAUAAUUCGAGGCCGGCCCCGCGAGAGACGUGCUGAAGCAAGAUGGCAGUUUGCAGCGGCUUACUCAUUAUUUCGCGAUUACUUCUCAUCGUCGUAGCAUUGACUGUACCAGGAACAUGGAUAAACAUCGGCCUGCAACACUUUCCACAACUCGAAACUGCUCAGAUGAUAGAAACUUACGACGUCGCUGCAUCGAGCAUUUGUCAUGGGCUAAAAGGGCUCUCGCAAGGCCAAGGGAAGCUAUGCCAAUUGUCCGUUGAUCACAUGCCAAGUGUUGCGAAGGGUGCAAAAUUUGGAAUUCACGAGUGCCAGCAUCAAUUUCACGACCGAAGAUGGAAUUGCUCCACUGUCUCUGAUGAGUCAGUGUUCGGACCUAUGCUUAGAAUAGCAAGCAGAGAAACUGCGUUCGUCCAUGCGAUCACGGCUGCAGGAGUGGUAUAUUCGAUUAGCCGAUCUUGCAGAGAUGGACAAUUAUCCUCGUGUGGAUGUUCUAGAAGCAGCAGACCCAGAGAUCUAAAGCGAGACUGGAUCUGGGGUGGCUGCGGAGACAAUCUCGAAUACGGUUACAAAUUUACACAAGCAUUCGUUGAUGUGAAAGAACGCGAGCGAAGUUUUAAAAGAGGCAGUAGAGAACAAGGCAGAAGCUUAAUGAAUCUUCAUAAUAACGAAGCCGGACGCAGGGCUGUUAUAAAACGGUCCAAAGUAACGUGCAAGUGUCACGGAGUUUCUGGAAGUUGCAGCUUAAUUACUUGCUGGCAGCAACUUGCUUCCUUCCGAGAAAUUGGUGAUUUUCUCUUAGAUAAAUACGAUGGGGCAACAGAAGUGAGAGUAAAUAGACGUGGACGUCUAUCUAUGCGAGAUCCAAGAUUUUCGUUACCUACUGCGAAUGAUCUAGUUUAUUUGGAUGAAUCUCCAAACUAUUGUCUUCCUAAUGAAACACUUGGAUCGUUAGGUACACAUGGAAGAAUUUGCAAUAGAACAUCAUCCGGUAUGGAUGGAUGUAAUCUUCUUUGCUGUGGUCGAGGAUAUAACACACAAAAAUCAACCAUUAGAGAACGAUGCGAGUGCAAAUUUCAUUGGUGUUGUUUCGUUGAAUGCAAAACUUGUGUUAAAAGCGUAGAUAUUCAUACUUGCAAAUAAAAUUUCAAUUUUAUUUGAUACUUCCAUAAGAAAAAUUUAUGUACCUUUUUGUAAUACAAUUCUCUUCGGUAUUUCAGAUAGACAUCAAUUAUUAGGGAAUAUUAUACUGUGUAUAUACAUUUCUUAAAAUUAUAACGAACGUUUAGCAAAAUACUUUAGUAAAAUGCUUACCUAUUAUCAUCAUCAUUUAAAAAAUGUUCUGUAUCGUAUUUAACUUAAAAUAUGCACACUAAUCCUUUAUUUUAUACUAUUAUAGAUUUUUCUCAUGAAAAAUUGGAUGUAUGAAUGAAUACAAAUAGGUUCUUAAAAUUCUGAAAAUAGUUAAAUGAUUAAAAACACUUUGCUUGCAUCUUAAAAAUUAUGAAUUUGAUAUUACUCAACAAUGACAUAUAUGCCCUAUUACCGGUAUUCAAAAUUCAAAUUUAAAGUUUUAGACUGAAAUAUUAUUACUGUUUAAAGUGUAAUAUAUAGAUUUAUUUUUUCAUAUGUGCAGGAUUUUCUACAGAGUCUCAAUAAAUAUAAGUGCACUUUACAAAAUGCAGUAACAAAAAUAAAAGCUAUAAAUGUCUAUGUACAGUUAUUUAUGAAGUUAACUCAAUCAAAUUAAGUUUCAUAAAUGACUCACAGUCUGUGAUUUCAUAAAUUAAAAAGAAAAACAAAAUAAAAGACUUCAUAAAUUUUCUGAACUAUUUAGAUAUUUUGUUAUCUACAAUUAUGAUACAAUUAUUAGUACAGUAUUAUAUUUGUAAAGAAAUAUUUUUA
This is a messenger RNA of Bombus pyrosoma, 7248 nucleotides long. RefSeq names its product protein Wnt-5b-like. The record is from RefSeq and is a predicted model, not a curated record. The coding region runs from base 5389 to 6486 and encodes 365 amino acids. Gene Ontology annotation, cellular component: extracellular region. Gene Ontology annotation, molecular function: cytokine activity; frizzled binding. The transcript is spliced from 8 exons. Lineage: Eukaryota; Metazoa; Arthropoda; Insecta; Hymenoptera; Apidae. Gene Ontology annotation, biological process: cell fate commitment; neuron differentiation; multicellular organism development.